CCCCGAUAACCCUCACACAGCAUCUCCUCGAACAGGAUAACGUUCUGCCAAGGUGACAAUCGCUUCUGUACCCCCCGGCUGGUAUCUUAAUCGCAAUACCUCGACCCCCCUUGGAUCUUUGCGUGACUGCACCAAAUCGCAACACUCGGGCUAGUUUAGUUCCCCUGUCCAUCCCCUGUGUGCGUGCACAAGCACUAAAAGGCCAAACUGGGCGGGGAAACGUACACCCAAGGUCGAAUAGCCCUUAUCGUCUUGUCUUGCCUAACCUGCAAUGCUUUGAUACAUAUCGGUACUAGCUAUCAGAUACUUGGACCCCAUACGAGAGACAAUCAACAUGUCUACAGAUGACCCUUUCGCCUUCCUUGGGAACGCCACACCCGAACGGAAACCGACCACAAAGCCGCGAUGGAGAGAAAAGCUGUUUUCAAAAGACAAACAAAAUAAGGGUGCUGUCGGUGGCAGUGGUGGGGGUGGGGGUGCGACCGACCAGCAGAUCGAGUCCUUCCUGGCUCCCGUCCGUUCGAAGUCUAUAUCAUAUGGAGCGUAUGGAGCUCACUCGACAGCUGGGGCUUCGCGAGGACUUCCAACACCACGCUUGGAUGUCUCGCAACGGUGGCAGUCUUCUCAGGGCACUUCCGAGGCUUCUCCCGUUACGAAACCCGCUUCAGCUACUGAGAACUAUCCUCCAGUGAACUUUCCGAGGGCUCCCCGGAAAAAUAGUGCUCGGAAAGGCCUGAGAGUUAGGUUUACUGAGAAGGCGCCUGAGGUGAUCGGUGAAGGUGGCGACGAGUCGGAUGCGCCUACGAUGGUGAUUUCAAAAAACCGCAAUCGCCGACAAAGCCAAAGUUCGAACCAACCGGGAGAUAUAUUGGAUUCCCGUCAACCGACACUCCCCCAGCUUCAACUGGAUACGGCCUUAGGGGACGGUUUGGUAUCACGGCAUCAGCGCACGAACACGCAAGACAAAAUGAAUUCCUCCGCUACCAAGCCAUUAUUCUUGCAAAGUCCCCAGGACGCAGACUUUCUCAUGACACUAAGUCUGGGCCAGUCUGGCUCUCGCUUGUCGUUUCGAGCGUCGCCCGAAUCCAGCUCGUUUGCGCAGCGAGUUCGGGACAGGAUGCAAGCUGAAGAAGGUCGUGCUCUGCAGCAUCGUUUUGAAGAACCCCCAUCGCCGAGCAAUGACAAUAAGGAGGGGCAAAAGCCGGUCCCAGUGGCCCCAGUGGCUCCCGAUAGCCCAAGCUCCGAGUACGAAACUCCCCCAAUUUCAGACGACGAGGCCGAACCCGCAGAGAAUCCUUUCCGAAACCCUGCAAGCCCACCAUCGCGAGGGCCAGUUUUGCCGCCGGUUGAACGCACGUUACCUGCUGGUCUCACACCGGCUAACGUUACGAAAAGCGCUUCACCCCCGAAACAGCAACCAGCCCCCAAGGAUCCUACCAUGGAUAGCCCUGGUCGUCCGAGCAGCAGUAGUAACCGUAAUGCUCUACAAAACCCUCAAUUACCCAAGGUUUCCUUACGGUCUAUUGCUAACCAGUUUGGUGAGGCUGCUUUCUCAGACCUCAAGUCGUUUGUUGCACAACAUGAGAGCCUCAUUUUACAUAAUGCAGAGAGAGAAAAGUCCUUGAUGGAUUAUUCGCUCGCGCAAUGGGUGAGGGCUGCAGUGUGGUGGUUUAUGCGCGGAAAGAAAACGCUUGAGGCGUACGCGCGAUCUCGCCCUUCUAGCUCCGGCUCCAGGCCACAGCAAUCUAAUUCUACGGAAAGCGCGAAACAGGCUGUCGUUGACCUCGGUAAAGCACUGUGGAUAUGUGAAAGCAUUGUUUCAAAACAUCCCGAGUUGAAUCGUUACGGCGCGAUGAGCGUCGACGCCUUGUUGGCAGUGACGAGUACAACAGGAGACAAACAGUUGGCGGACCUCCUGAGCUUGCACCAAACUAUCAUGAAUCAUCUUCGCUCCUUAGCAAUGUCUAUCAAGAGAAAUAAUAUUAUUACUUCAAUCGAGGCAGCGGGUGGUGCAGCAAUCCCGGUGGACACGAGUAUAUGGCUGGAAUAUCCUGCUUUUGCUCCAGAUGUCUCAGCUAUUCUUUCUGGCACCGCCACGAGAUCUAUGCUGGUUGACAAAUCUGGGCAAGGCCAGACUCUGGCACAAACAAUGCCCUUGGGUGACACGAGCCGAUAUUUCAGCUAUGGAAGCAUGUUCGUGAAGGUCAUGGUGAGCUCAAGCGAGGACGGUACUCACCAUGACGAACCCCUGCCGUGUGUAUUGUCCAUUAUCCGUGACCGGGCCGACUGGUACGUGUUUGCCUCAAUUACCAGUCAGAGUGAAUUAGUCAAUGUUAUGAUUCAGUCGGAUAAGAAAAGGGGACCCACCUGGAACGACGUGAACUGGCGCGUCCGGUCGAAUUUCAUGCAAGUGAAGCUUCCUCGUGGGUUCCAAUUGGACGUUAUGUUCCAAGAAGAUGAUUUCAAAAACCUGUGGAACAUUGUGCAAUAUACACAACAAACCGAAGCUAGCCUGCAGCCGAAAUCUGAUGAGACUACAAUCUAUGAAUACACCCUGAAGGUUUUCCAGUACAUGGAUCCAAGUCCAAGUAAGGCGUUUCCUGCAGAACCUAUUGAGCGCUGCCGCGUUCGACUGUUUGAGCGCUCUAUGACUGUGACCGAGGGCACUGGUAGCCGCAAUAUACACCAAGGAUACCGAAUUGCAGUUCUCACAAGUCCAAAGGUCAAGACACUCAGCAACGUAGGCCACACCAUUGGACAUAAUGCACCGAUUGUGUUUGGUCUACUUAGAGGCGAAGAUGGCGCGCCAGCUCUCAUGCUCAAAGUCAAACAGGAUGGCAGGAGCCGGUCCAUGCUAAUGACGUUCCACGACGUUGAGGAGCGCAAUGUGAUGCAUUCUCUACUACUCGGAAUGGCAACCAAAGAAGGGGAGGUUAAGACUUCCGAUAUCCCCCUCCGCGCGUACUCUAUCGAACAGCCGGCUGAUCGAUUCAAUGGCCAGCCGGAUACUACCCACCUACAGUUUCCCGCUGGCAGUGUAUCGGUUAUUGAUCAAGAGCACACCUUUGUCGACCAUCAGUAUGGUCCAACCAUCCUGUCAGAGCAUUUACGAGCAUUUGUAGCGACGGAAUGGGGAUCUGUGACGGAUCGUAUCAACCUUGGGCCUGGCGAGCUGAAGUUAGGUUUGGACAUCAACAACCGUACUGGCCUUAGUCUGUAUAGGCCGGGACAACCGGACUUGACCGUUUCCGUCGCCGAGAAUCUCACUGCCCCUGAGAUGCCGGACCGCUUAGCAGAUUUCAUGCAGAUUGCUAUGGUCAAACCAAUGGUUCGACGAUUUGACUUUGCGACUAUCAAAGACCUUCAUAAAUUCGAGGCAGCCGUUACGGGCUUCAGCGUACUAUACGACGGUGUUGCCACUUCUUUCGCGAUAUCACGACGCCGCAUGGUGGUUCCGAUCACUAAGAAGUGGGAAUCGACUAGGGCUCGGAUUCAAGUUGUUCGCCAUGAGAAGGUGAUACAACUGCUGGCAUUCUUGAAUGACUUCCACCACGGCAAGUGCAUGAACUUCAUGCUUAAAGGCACCGAUACUUUCGAGAACUUCAACCGCUCGGGGAAGUUUUGUGUUAAACUGUGUGAUGCGAAAUUCGCGCUACCAAAAACUGGCGAUGACCCCACGACCAAUUUUGUCUGCUUGGAUAUGCCUGAUUUUGCCAGUGAGCAUGACGACAUCUCAAUUGGCUUUGAUUCUGAGGCUGACCGAGCCAGUUUGCUGGCCGCUCUGCCAGGAUCACUUCGGGGACCCUCUCGCAUGGGGACGCUCCGGCGGUAACCACAUGACCUGUAUCUAUUGAUGACCAUGUAUUGUAUAUAUGAAAUGAAUAUCACGCAAUUGACGGCGGACCCGCCCGUGUCACGUGUCGCCCCACUUCU
Molecule: messenger RNA, 3933 nt
Organism: Aspergillus alliaceus
Lineage: Eukaryota; Fungi; Ascomycota; Eurotiomycetes; Eurotiales; Aspergillaceae
Exons: 5
Coding region: 335-3832 (1165 amino acids)
Source: RefSeq, a predicted model, not a curated record